Messenger RNA from Babesia microti strain RI, 483 nucleotides. RefSeq names its product Translation machinery-associated protein 22. The record is from RefSeq and is a predicted model, not a curated record. The coding region runs from base 1 to 483 and encodes 160 amino acids. NCBI's taxonomy places the organism in Eukaryota, Apicomplexa, Aconoidasida, Piroplasmida, Babesiidae. The transcript has 5 exons. Gene Ontology annotation, molecular function: mRNA binding; translation initiation factor activity. Gene Ontology annotation, biological process: translation reinitiation; formation of translation preinitiation complex.
AUGUGGGCCCACGACACUUACCCACCCAUAGAAGGUGAAAUAACAGUCAAAUAUUGCAAAACAUGCGGAAUGCCAUAUGAUUAUUGUGAUUUUGGAGGCAUGUGGUCAAUAUGUAAGGAAACAGCGACUGGAAAAUACCCAAAUUUGUACUCUGAAGGGCACGUAGCAAAGGAGGAUAAGAAGAAAACUGAGAAGAAAAAACCAGAUGACGAUAAAGUGACUAUCCAAAGGGUUUCAAGGGCUAAAAGGAAGGUGGUCACUGCGGUCAGUGGGCUACAUUUAUUUGGUGUGAAGCUAGAUGCGGCAUCUAAACUUUUCAGUAAACAAUUUGCCACGGGGGCCAGUAUCGUUAAGGGAAUUCCUGGGCAGUCAGACAAGAUAGAUAUACAAGGAGAUGUUGAAUCUACAAUUGUUCAGUUUAUAAAGCAGUGUUUUCCAUCAAUUCCCAGCGACAAGAUUGCAAUUCUGCCUCCGAAAAUAUAA